Punica granatum (pomegranate) is the source of this 1039-nucleotide messenger RNA. Lineage: Eukaryota; Viridiplantae; Streptophyta; Magnoliopsida; Myrtales; Lythraceae. The record is from RefSeq and is a predicted model, not a curated record.
UACUUUUCUCCUAAUGGAAUCCCUUAAAAUUUUCCCUCACGUAAAUCGUUUCAUUCACUUUUAUGGACAUGACAUACCCAUUCCAUCCUAAUUAGAGAAAAAGCGAGGAACGCCGCCUCACCAUAAAUCCGACAGCAGGCCGCCAUCGCAAGAGAGAACACCACAGAUCCCUCUGCCGCAUACCCAAGCCAAUGUCAGCCAAGGACUGCGACGACCAUGGGGACAGGCGCCGCAAGUUGUUCCGCCGCCUGUGCGCGGGCUUGCUGGUCUUCAACCUCAUCCUGCUGGUCAUCGUCCUGCUGGUGUGGGCCAUCCUGAGGCCGCACAAGCCCCAGUUCGUGCUGCAGGACGUGACCAUUUACAACCUCAACGCCUCCGUCCCCAACUUCCUGACCACCAGCAUCGGGGUGACCAUCUCGUCCCGCAACCCGAAUGACCGGAUCGGGGUCUACUACGACAGGGUGGGCGUGUUCGCGACCUAUAACAACCAGCAGAUCACCCUCCGGUACCAGAUCCCGCCGUCCUACCAGGGCCAUAAGGAGGUCGACAUCUGGUCCCCAGUCCUCUCCGGCAACUCCGUUCCGGUGGCACCCUACAACUCCUUCGCCUUGAACCAGGAGCAGGCGGGUGGGGCCCUGCUGCUGAUGAUCAAGAUAGAUGGACGGGUGAGAUGGAAAGUCGGGACCUUCACCUCCGGCCGCUACCACAUCUACGUGAAAUGCCCAGCUUACAUCAGCUACGGCAGCAAGAAUAACGGCAUCGUCGUCGGCGGUAACGCCGUCAAGUACCAGAUGGUCCAGAAGUGCAGCGUCAGCAUAUGAUCAGUAUGAGCAUGAGACGGACACGCCGUCAAGGAUCAUCUCACCACCGUUAAGAGGCUCGUAUUCCUAUAUAAAUAUAUAUAUAUAUAUAUAUAUAAAUCUUUCAGUAAUCUCUGUAUAUUAAAGAAACGCGAACGUAAGUUCAUGCUUCCGAAUUGUAUACAGUCGGUUGACCAAACCGUAAUAUCAUAACUUAUAAUUGCCGUCAAAUUUGUGUA